This is a messenger RNA of Rhopilema esculentum, 2405 nucleotides long. RefSeq lists its product as uncharacterized. The record is from RefSeq and is a predicted model, not a curated record. Lineage: Eukaryota; Metazoa; Cnidaria; Scyphozoa; Rhizostomeae; Rhizostomatidae.
UAAUUUGCAUUCCGUGAAUAACAGAACAACAACAGAUUCCCACGGCGGAAGCCAAGCCAAGCAAGAAGUAAAACCAACGGAGCAUAUCACGCCGCGGUUUAGCAAUUAGAGACGUUUUUUGAUAAGAAGGUUCACAGACAGGUUUUAACCAUAAAUCAAGAUUCAAAGAUUGUGCUGUAUUAAAUAGAGAGUAUGGAAGUGAAGUUACUUUGGUGUAUGUUGAUAUGGACAAUUGCAAUAACAUCAGCUUCAGAACUCAGUGAUAUUGCUGCGACAUGCCAAGUUCAUGCAAAUACAGUCAUUGAUGUUGAUCCUGGCCGCCAUAGAUACUUCCCGUACAUGGUAAAACUGCCCCGCUGUGUGGGUAUGGUUGGGAUUGAAAGACCAGAUAUAAAGACAUGUGUUGCCAAAUCUAGCGUAUCUGUGUCCUAUAGAGUACUUGAUGUGGUAUCAUAUGCUCAUACAUCUAUUGACCUUGUACGUCAUACUGCAUGUCAGCAUACCUGUGUUGCAUCACCAAACUCUUGCGAUCCAAAAUAUCAGACAUGGAAUAGCGCUAGCUGUUUGUGUGAUUGUAAAUACAGAACAGCUCCAAAUCCAUCACCUUGUGAGUACCCAAAAGUGUGGCAAAGCACCAAUUGUAAAUGUGUAUGCCCAAGGGCACCAACAAAGUGCUCAGAAAAGAAAGAAUGGAGCGAUGAUGAUUGUGGAUGUACUUGCAAGAAAAGGUACCUUAACAGAUGUGCCAAAAAGGGUAAGGUGGUGAGCCAAGAAUCCUGCAGCUGUAUAGCACCAAUCGGGGUAAAUGGAACCUUAGCAGCAAGGGGAGCUCAAGGUACAUGCAAUGGUGUCGAAAACAAGUUUGUUGUUAUGAUAGUGAUUAUAGAGUUUUUCUGCCUUGUUUUUAUAUUUUUUCUGAUCUACCGAUAUUCACCAAGAAGGGAAGAAUCAAGUAGCAGACCAACAUUUCUUACAAAAAAUUUCACAUUUAAGAAGAAGAACAAGUCAUCUGGAAAAGAUAACGGAAAUGUGGAAUAUAUUUCUGAAGAACCGAAAGUGACAACACCUUUAUCAAAUGGGAAUCAUUUGGCUGAGAAUGAAGACACUACACAGGGUUUAAAAGAGCUGUCUUUAAGGGACAGCAAUGAAGCACCAGUUGGGUUCUACUAUGCUGCCAGUGAUGUUUUUGGCUCCGCAGGCAAUGUUUCAAUGGAAUCUAGUGGGAAAGUGUCGCAUGUAUGAAAACAAUGCUUCCUUUCUUUUUGUAUCAAGUAACUACCAAGUUGUUGUUUUUUGAAGGAAGGUGUUCCUAUAUCAAAAAUAUUAUUUAUCGAUCGAUUGGUUCCUGGUGCAAAAUGAACACAAUUUUCAAUGGACACACCGUGAAACACAAACAUUCACUUCUGCUAUAUAGCUAACAGAUAUAUACAAGACAUUUAUAAACUGUGCCUGCACCAAGAACACCUGCGCCAAGGGGCAGCAGAGGUCAGUGGCCUCUUUGUGUCCUCCCAAUAUUUAGCACUUUUCUUGGCAUUUUGUCCCCUUGCCCUCCUUGAGUGCAGGCUUUCCUGUCUGUAACAUAGUUAAAAGGUCUCUUUUGACUAUUACUCUCACAUGCAGUUAGGAACCCACAAAUAAGUGGUUUUUCUAAAUUUUAUACAGCUGGUUUGUAUUUUUAAACAUGAUUUUUAAGGAGCCCUAAAGCCUGGUUAACAGUUAGGUAUAGGAGUAAGUAUAAUUUCCAAUAAUAUUUUCUCUAAGCUGUUACUCUAAUCUAUACCUUCCCCUUUUGUGCAGCCCCUGUGUUCCCUCCCAUUAAAUAUGCCUCCUUCUUUCAUUUCCCUUUCUCUGUAUGUAGUCUUUGUAUGUAGGUGAAUUUAAAAUGAACUGAACUGAAAAUUAACUGGCCUCUUGCCUUUAAAUUCCUUUUUAACCUUUUUUGCUUUUUUCUUUACCUCCUUUCCAUCCUUUUUGAAGUCCAUUUUUUACUUAUUUUGUUUUUCCUAUCUUUCAUGAUUUAUAUCUUGCUUUUUCCCAACACUUCCUCACAAUUCUUGUUCCUGGUCAUCAUCCUCUUUCUUUUCCCUUUAGCUUAGGUUUUGCUUUGCUGUUUUGAGGCUCUACUUUUAUCUUGUAUCAAUCACCAAGUACUGAGAUAUAUAUUCAAACCCUAUUAGAAACACUUGAAAAUUCAAAAUUUUGAUUGUCUGUUUAUAAAUAAUAACUUACUCUAUUCAAAAUCGUUUUUGAAGCUGGCUAAUUGUUAUUAUAAAUCUUAAGACUGCCAUUGUAUCGUUUUUUAUGAUGGCUUGUAAUGUAAGGAUAUUUUUGUAAAUUUUUCAUGUCAUUUGUGUUUAUUUAUUUUAAGGCAUGUGCUCUCAGAUUUAAAUAAUUGAUAAAUAUUA